AUGGGUCUUUCGAUUAGCCCGCAGACGCUGAAUACCCAAGCGGUCAGACGGAGGCACCGGAGUCUGCGGAGGCGCAUAGGACGCUGUUACCGCCGCAUUGUUUUUAUGCACCGAUAUUGGAUCUGUGGACGGCGUAGGCGCCGUGGAGGAAAGAUCGACGUCAUCGGAGGAGAGAGUUCCUCGGACGAGCGUGACGCCUUCGAUACGACAACGCGGAACACACCCCUUGGAGUCACCCUGGUGAGAGACUACCUGGCUCAACAAAAAGGGUACAGCCCGCUAGUCAAAGAAGAAGUCUACAUAGCCAUCCGCACCGCGGAGAUCGACGUACGACACUGUCCCACGAAAGCCCCCACUGACUCUCGGCGGAUCUAUGCCAGCGUAGGCGUGCCUGACGAGUACAAGCGGUAUGUGAUUCAUCGCGCGGCGGAUUUGGGUGUUAGUAACAACUACCACUCGGACCGAUUCUUGGCGGAGUUGCAGCAGCGUGUGUUCGGGGGCUCGGUGCCUGAGCGGAUUGAGGGCGACUUGCCGACCUUUACGUAUGGCUUUUUGGGUGCGGAGAAGGAGUUACAUCAGAAGGCGAAGAAACUGGAUUUCGACGUGGAUCUUGGUCGGGCGGUGGUCCACCAUACGGCCAUGGCCUCGACGGGGUCCUUUGUGGGCCCGCUACGGUCAAGCUACAAUGUGCGCGGCAGUAGCUUAGCGCCCGGCGGCGGAGUUCCCCGACGCGUUAGCGAUGGGCUGGAAGGGCACCGGGGCAUUCCGCGAACAGAUAGUGACACCCAGUUACUCUUAACCACGCCCGAUGCACUCGUUCAGCACACCACCCGUCCCUCCGCCAUGGCCCUCGCCACCGUCGGUUCCUUCGCCCGUAUCGGGUCCUUCACACACCUCGGCUCCUACAACCAACUCCAGAAAAUGGCAUCGCACGCUCACAAUCGCACCCACCCAAGCGGGGCUGGAGUCAACGGCACCCACCCAAGCGGGAUCCACCCAAGCGGGAUCCACCCAAGCGGGAUUCACCCAAGCGGGAUUCACCCAAGCGGGAUCCACCCAGGUGGAGUUGUGGCUGAGCCCCCCCUAGUCACGACGGCACCGAGCAACCUCUUUGCCAGCGGCCAGGGCAGCGCGCAGAUGGGAGGCUCCGGCCCGCUCCUGUCGGGACUGACUGUCGGCGCCUUGGUCAGCACCACGCCCAUGGGCGCGCGAGCGGCGGCGGACCCGCGAUCGGACCCGCGGGAGUGGGACACGCGGGCCUCGGACCUGCGGUCGUCGAAUCCGCGACCAUCGGAUGCGGAGACGACGCGGGGGUGUGGUCCGUCUUCGGACUGCGUAGUGGACCUCGUGGCGGGUGAAUACCGGGCACGUGAGUACCGGGCAGGUGAGUACGGGACGCAGUCGUCUCGAUUGCCUGGAUCGUUUGUGGCGGGUCGCACGUUAAGUAAAUUACAUUCGAUCAGCAUGGACGCGAAUCGGCGCACGUAUUUGUCGCUGAUGUCGAUGACGGGAGUGGACGCGGGGCACGUGAGUAAUCACGUGUUUGAGGAGACGACAGUGUAUGCGUCGGUCUUGACAGCGGAAGGCCAGAAUGUGGCGAAAAAGAUUUUGUGGAUGGUGAGUAGUUACUUCCCGCAGUUGGAGUUUGCGCCGGUGCUGGUACCAUUGACGUGCAUACUACUUUACUACGUUGGUGAGGGAGAGGCGGUGGCCACGGUGAUUUACGUCUUGGAACGGUCUGUGGAGAUUCUGAAGAAAGAUAAGACCACUCGAGCGUUCCUGACUCUGCGGAGGUCUGAGUUUGUCCGGCUUGUGAAGCAGGCGGUGGCGAUAAGUGAAAAACACCUUAGUGCACUUGUGGUCCACCUCGAGGAACUUGGGGUGGAUCUGCCGGCAUGGUUGGCGAGAGGCUUGCAAGACGGCUUUAGUCGAUUGUUGCCGUUCGAUCUCUUGGUACGCGCUUACAUGGCGUUUCUCUACGACGGAGUGAAAGUGUUCUUACGUUAUGCGAUUGCCAUGCUCAUGAUGGCUGAAGACCGUCUAAUGGCUUGCACUACGGCCAUCGAGGCCAAUCAGGUGCUGCUGUUCAGAGAAUUUCGCUCCUGCGAUCCCGACCUACUGAACGACUUAACCAAACUCGCUUUUAAACUACGGAUCCGCAAGUCUAAGAAACCCAUACAUGAAUAUACCAGCGCUGACGUACCUACUCCCUACCUCACGGAGACUGCCAUCCCCCGCUUCUAUAGACCCAGACUCUACAAUGUCUCCGACAUACUCACUGACCACAUGUGGACCUGCAUCUGGCGCUGGCUUCCCAAUCAAUUCCGAAUUCUAGACCCGUAUUUGCGGUUUACUACUGCCACCGACGGGUGUUCAGUCAAUGCCCUCAUCCGAGCUAUCUGGCCGUACUUUGAGAUGCCUAUGAUUGCCGCGCUACUGACCCAAGACCGUGACAUAGUGGUGCUUCAUUCCCCUGUCACAUUCCGACCCGAUUAUAAGAGCGUCAUGGACUCCGUAGACCUCUCAAAUUCAUUCAUCGCUAGACUCACCAAGGAUCGAACACCCAGGGUCUAUUACCAUCAAGGACCUGGCAAACGGAUUAUGAUUGUCACAGAGUCCAUCAUAUUUGGCGACCCGUAA
Gregarina niphandrodes is the source of this 2640-nucleotide messenger RNA. Its product is annotated as Rab-GTPase-TBC domain protein. The record is from RefSeq and is a predicted model, not a curated record. NCBI's taxonomy places the organism in Eukaryota, Apicomplexa, Conoidasida, Eugregarinorida, Gregarinidae. The transcript has 2 exons. The coding region runs from base 1 to 2640 and encodes 879 amino acids.